AUGCAUAUUGUUAACUUAUUACUGGCUUCAAAUUAUUUUUGCAUAGCUUCAUUGAUUAUAGCAAUUGGUAAAACAUUUUCAUAUGACGAAAAAUUAAUGUCGUUGUGUGGUAUACAACUUCUCGUGUGUCCAACAAAUCCAGAACGUUUUCUAGAUGAUGGCAUAACACUUGAACUGCCUUAUGCGUUAUCCGAGUGCGGUGGUGGAAAUGAAGAAAUUAACAUUCGACCAGAAUUAGUUGACGAUCAAUCACUGUCCACAUUUGUUCUUCGUGAUGGUUAUGAUUGCUAUGAAAUGCGGUCAUGGUCAGUUAAUGAGCUAACUAUUCUGGAUGAAUUUUAA
Molecule: messenger RNA, 342 nt
Organism: Rotaria sp. Silwood1
Lineage: Eukaryota; Metazoa; Rotifera; Eurotatoria; Philodinida; Philodinidae
Source: the annotation of a GenBank genome assembly